AUGGUCAAAUUCUACUCCACCUCGUAUAGCUACGACUACUCUUUUCCCGCCGUGUCGCUGGCCUACUUUCUGCGCUACCCCAACCCAUACAGCACUCACGUGCUCUCGACCGAUGUCAUCUCGCGCGAAUAUGACCCCGAAACCCAGCGCCUGACGACUGUCCGUCUGCACCUCAAGAGAAGCAAACUUCCUGCUGCCAUUCUCAAGCUCCUACCACGGAGCAUCAUGGGUGGAGCUGAGAACGGUGACAGCCAAGCUUAUAUCCUCGAGACAACCGUCGUCGAUGCGAAAGAAGGAUGGAUGGAGGCUGAGAGUCGCAACCUCGAAUGGACCGGCGUCUUGAGCGUCAUCGAAAAGCAGGUCUUCCGUCGACAAGGUCUCGAAUCGCAACCGAAGCUCACUGCACCCGUCGAUCUUUAUGGCCAACAAGCAUCUCAAAGGACAGACGUCACGACUACAGUCACACUACAAUCACGCAUCGGCGAGAACAUUCGUCGCAGAAAGGCACAAAGACAGGCCGAAGCAGAGGCUGUCGAAGAGGAGGCUCCGGCCAAGCUUGGCUUCUUCAAGUCGUGGGCAGCUAGUCCCAUGCAGCGAUCCAUUGAAGUCAUCGGCCUCCGCCGCGCUGAGAAGUCACAACCCAAGGCAAAGGAGGGAAUGACGGUGGUGCUCGAGCGACUGCGACAGGGCGGAUUGGUCGCUGUGCUCGAAGGCAUGCGUCAGGAUCGCGAGCUCAUGUUCGCUGGAGCGCAGGCUUGA
Molecule: messenger RNA, 759 nt
Organism: Aureobasidium namibiae CBS 147.97
Lineage: Eukaryota; Fungi; Ascomycota; Dothideomycetes; Dothideales; Saccotheciaceae
Product: MSF1-domain-containing protein
Exons: 1
Coding region: 1-759 (252 amino acids)
Biological process (GO): phospholipid transport
Cellular component (GO): mitochondrial intermembrane space
Molecular function (GO): phosphatidic acid transfer activity
Source: RefSeq, a predicted model, not a curated record